Molecule: messenger RNA, 331 nt
Organism: Staurois parvus
Lineage: Eukaryota; Metazoa; Chordata; Amphibia; Anura; Ranidae
Source: the annotation of a GenBank genome assembly
CUAAGCCCCAGGCUACCCUUCACCAGGGCCCCUGAUGGUGGGGAUGGACUUGAUGCAGCCUGAGACCAGGUCGCGGCCCCCCGAGUUACCCCAGCUGAGCUGGUGGGAGCUAGAUGGGAACACGUGUAGCGUAGUCAGACAGGCCGGGUCAAUAACAAUGGAGCAGACAGUAGUAGACGGUAAGCAAAGAAUACUCAGGUCACGGGCCAGGUUCAUCAACGGAAGGUCAGGUAAAGGGUUUAAAGCAGCAAAUAGUCUUGUCCAAGCCGAGACGGUUACCAGGAGAGCAACGAGAACAGAACAAGAGCUUGCAACAAGGAAACAUACAGGA